Selaginella moellendorffii is the source of this 2097-nucleotide messenger RNA. RefSeq names its product transmembrane 9 superfamily member 7. Lineage: Eukaryota; Viridiplantae; Streptophyta; Lycopodiopsida; Selaginellales; Selaginellaceae. The transcript has 7 exons. Gene Ontology annotation, biological process: protein localization to membrane. Gene Ontology annotation, cellular component: membrane. Bases 85 to 2010 code for a protein of 641 amino acids. The record is from RefSeq and is a predicted model, not a curated record.
GAUAUGCCUUCCGUAGCGUACGGCGGCCAUUGCCCAGUUCUUUGGCCUCUCUCUUUUGGUGUGCCUAGCUAGGGUGGAGCUGCCAUGGCGCAGGCGAGGCGCUGGAUCCCCACCGCGAUACUGCUCGUGGCGCUGCUGCUGGAGCCGUGCGCCGGAUUCUAUCUUCCCGGCGUCGCUCCCCAGGAUUUCAAUCAGGGGGACGAGCUCCAGGUCAAAGUGAACAAGCUCACGUCCGUGAAGACGCAACUUCCUUAUGAUUACUAUUCCUUGGCAUUUUGCAAGCCGGGGAAGGUCCUCAACAGCGCUGAGAAUCUGGGCGAGGUUCUUCGAGGAGAUCGCAUCGAGAAUUCUCCUUAUGUGUUCCGGAUGCGCGAGGACUCGUACUGCAAUAUCGUCUGUAAGACGGACAAGCUGUCGAAGAAAAAUGCGAGGAAGUUCAAGAGGAAGAUCAACGAGGAGUAUCAUGUCAACAUGAUACUCGACAAUCUUCCUUUGGCGAGACUUAAACCCACGGCUGAUCCGUCUUACAAGGCAUACGACCGUGGCUAUCACGUCGGAUUCAAAGGCAGCUAUGUCAAUGAAGCCAGUGUGGAGAAGCAUUUUAUUUACAAUCACUUGUCUUUCGUCGUACACAUUCACAAAGAUCCGAACUAUGAGACAUCGCGUAUUGUCGGGUUUGAAGUCACUCCUUUCAGUGUAAAGCACGAGGUUGAGAAGUCCUGGAAUGGUCCCGCGGACACGAAACUCUCAACUUGUUCUCGCGAUGGUAAAAGGCGCGUUGGUGCCGAUCAACCUUUCCAAGAGGUUGAAGCGAACGAGGAGAUCAUAUUCACCUACGAUGUUGCCUUCCAGUUGAGUCCAGUGAGAUGGGCUUCGAGAUGGGAUAUGUAUCUCUACAUGUCCGACGACCAGAUCCACUGGUUUUCGAUCAUCAACUCGCUGAUGAUCGUCCUGUUCCUCUCCGGAAUGGUGGCCAUGAUCAUGCUCCGGACUCUACACCGCGACAUCUCCAAGUACAACCAGCUGGAGACGCAAGAAGAAGCACAGGAGGAGACCGGGUGGAAGCUUGUCCACGGAGAUGUUUUCCGCGCCCCGGUUCACGCAGGCCAGCUCUGCGUCUACGCCGGCACCGGCGUCCAGUUCCUGGGCAUGACUCUGGUGACCAUGUUCUUCGCGCUGCUCGGCUUCCUAUCUCCUUCCAACCGGGGCGGCCUUAUGACCGUGAUGCUGCUCAUCUGGGUGGGCAUGGGAGCAGUAGCCGGCUACUCUUCCUCGCGGCUCUACAAGGCCUUCAAGGGAACCGAGUGGAAGUCCAUCACCGUGAAGACGGCGUGCAUGUUCCCGGGCAUCGUCUUCUCGGCCUUCUUCGUCCUCAACACGAUCAUCUGGGGCGAGAAGUCGUCGGGGGCCAUCCCCUUCUCGACCAUGUUCGUGCUCGUCCUCCUGUGGUUCGGCAUCUCGGUCCCUCUGGUUUUCCUGGGGAGCUACCUCGGUUACAAGAAGCCCGCCAUCGAGGACCCGGUCAGGACCAACAAGAUCCCCCGGCAGAUACCCGAGCAGGCGUGGUACAUGCGGCCGCUCUUCUCGGUUCUCAUCGGCGGCAUCCUGCCGUUUGGAGCAGUGUUCAUCGAGCUCUUCUUCAUCCUCACCUCCAUCUGGCUCCACCAGUUCUACUACAUCUUCGGCUUCCUCUUCAUCGUCUUCUUGAUACUCAUGGUCACCUGCGCCGAGAUCACCAUCGUGCUGUGCUACUUCCAGCUCUGCAGCGAGGACUACAACUGGUGGUGGAGGGCCUACUUCACGUCCGGCUCCUCGGCGUUCUACCUCUUCCUCUACGCCACCUUUUACUUCUUCACCAAGCUGGAGAUCACCAAGGUCACGUCCGGGAUCCUGUACUUCGGCUAUAUGGCCAUCAUCUCCUACUGCUUCUUCGUCUUCACGGGCACGAUAGGCUUCUACGCGUGCUACUGGUUCGUACGUACCAUAUACGCGUCAGUGAAGAUCGAUUGAGAGAAAAACUCUUACCCCCCCCUUUUUUUUUAAUGUCUCGGAAUGGUAUCUUAGAUUUUAAUCAGGACUUCUUUUCUUAACUUUCCA